AAGACAGUGAGGCAGCUAUUAUAUUCAAUAUAGUGUAAUGAAUGUGCAUUGUAUUCACAUUGAGAACAAGUGUUGAUCGUAUUUAGAUAGUGAGCAUAUGAUUCUGCUAUACAUCCUAAAUGUACAAUGGGAGUCUGAGUGUCUGAUAGAGAAAUUAAAAAAUACAUCCUCCUCAACAAUAUUUCAAUGGUUGUAUUUUCAAUUAUACUGUUACGCAAUUGACCGACUUGGCCUUGAAGCGAAUUGUGUGAUGCACAAAGUUGGCAAUGUUUUUCUUAAUUCAAAUGUUAAAGAAUGAUGGAGACAAUGCUGCGAUUGCUAUUCAUCGAAAACUACCCUUUGUAUAUGUUUAACAUCUUAAGAAAAUAAUUGUACAAAAAUAAGUUAACAAUGACAAGAUUCUGGUCAUUCUGAGAGUAUAAAUACAGGAACAUUUCGAGAGAUUUUCAUUCGAUUCCUGAGAUCAACGAAGACAAGUUUUGCGAUUUUCUUAAAAGCUUCAUCAACGAAAAAUCUUCAACAAGAUGGCCAUUAUGACUCAUCUCACACUUUUCAUCACCAUUUCUGUAAUGGCAAUUACCGGCGUGCACUCGCAGAUGCUGGGUGCCAAGUCCCAGAUCUUCGAGGUUAUGAAACAAUCGUGUGGACUCUACCAGAAGGAACUCAGGGAGGAAGGGCCAACAUGCAACGUCGAAUUCAUGAACGAAUUCGUGGACGAGCUGGACAACAUCGAGUACGUACCGGUCAACCGUCUCGAUGCCGACCAGGUCGAGGACCUCGCCGAGGCUUACGUCAACCAGGCAGAAGGACGGGUAAAGGGCAGGCAUCUUUGUUUUGAGAUGACCGGAGAGAAAAUUACCAGCGGAUGUCAGCUGAUGGAGGGCGUGUGUACGUAUUACAGAAACGUCAUCCACUGCCUACAAAAUGGAGGUCAACCUGCUGUCCCCACGGCCGCCCCUACCAAUCCACCUGUCUUUAACACGACUCCGCCUCCCAUUACUGCAUAGUCAUAUAUGCAGUGGCCUGGUGCUACGCUAGGAAAACACCAAUCUUGUAAGUUCAGUCUAUAUCAUCAUCGCCCUAAUUAUCUCAGUCUUUAGUAACAUUAUUUUGGUAUGCAACGUCAUUAUCAGCGGCGCCUUCAUCAUCAUCAUCAUCGACAUCCAUGUCAUGGACAUCAUCAUGUCGUGGUUAUGUAAUUCAUCGUUAUCACUGGCAUCGUCAAAAUCGUCCUCAUCGUUGAUAGUGGUAUAGACAUCAGCAUCAUCAUCGACAUUAUCCUCAUGGAUGGACAGCAAUAUCGUCGUCGUCAUGUAAUUCACCGCUAUCACUUACAAUCAUUGACACCAUAAAAAAAAAUCGUCCUCAUCGUCGACAGUGGUAUGGACAUCAUUGGCAUUAUCAUCACUAUCGUCUUUGUCAUCAUCAUCAUCAUCAUCAUCGAAAUCCGUGUCAUGGACAGUAUCAUCAUCGUCGUCGUCGUCAUGAAAUUCACCGUUAUUGCUUACAAUUAUUUGCAAAUCGUCCUCAUCGUCGACAGUGGUGUGGACAUCAUCAUUACCAUCGUCAUCGUAGUUAUAAUCAUCAUCGUUGUCAUCAUUGUUUAUCACGGAUAGCAUCAUCGCCAUCAUCAUGUGGAGCAUUAUUAUCACUAAAAAAAGUCGGCAUCAUCAUCAUCAUCACCUCAACUGUCGUGAAUUGUGAGGGCAUUAUCAUCAACAUCAUUGGUGUCACUGUCAGCACAGUUACUGUAUCGUCUUGAAACUCAUCAUCAUUUUCUUUAUCAACAUCGCUGUCAUCAGCAAGAUCGUCACAGAUCUUCGUCUACUGAGACAUGAUUAUCUCAUUCAACCACCACCAUCGUCAUUGUUACUCGUUAUCUUUCCAAAAUGGUAUUUGGGGUAGGUAAAGGACUAUCGUUCAUAUUGAAUAUAAUUCAAGUUCAGUUUAUUGUUUUUUUUCUUUCUUAUUUUGAAACAUUUAUACGACUAUUUAAGAAAUCUACAAUAAUGCAUUCCAUUUGUGCUGACGGUCAUAAUGACGGGAAAAGCGGUUCGAACAAAAAUAAACUACAACCAACUCCACCGAGAACAGACGGGGCCCUUUGCAGAGAGUUUCCUUUGAUCAGAACUUAAAAAAAAAAAAUCCAUCGAAAGUCAUCAGUACGCAUACCAUGGUCCCGUCUUACAAAGAGUUGUGAUAGAUCCGAUCAAUCUUAACUAUAUGGAAAUCCGUCAUUGUCAUAAUUAUCAUCCAGGAAAUUUGCUCAGUAUCAUUUUUAAACAAAGAGAAGCACACUGAACUGUUCAACACAAAGAUGGAUGUACGAGUAUACGUCAUAUCAAGAUUUUUUUUAGCAAAUAUGUAUUUUAGAUUUUGACGUUGCCGGCUUUCCAUAGUCGUAGUUGAUUGGAUCGAUCGUAACUCUUAGUAAGACGAGGCCCUGGUUGGCAUAAAAUCAAGUUGCGUUUGAUUGCAAUUUUAUAAAACAGGCCCCAUAAAUAUUUCCUCAAAAUCAUAAGAUUCAAUUUCUGUUAUUUUCUCGUUUAUUCAUGUUUGUUUGAAUACAUUCUAGUGAUUUUGUGUUAAGGUGCCUAAUUGCAUAAGUAAGUUAAUAUUUCAAAAGUAUCGUUAGAAUCCGGCAAAAUUAUAUACGACAUUAUUAUGGUCUUCAUACUUAACUUUAAUUUUACCUUUAGUGAUACGAAUUUGUUUACAGACGGAACAGAAAAUCUCUUCAAUCAAUUUCUGACCUAGAACUUUUUACCAAUGGAAAAGGGACGAUUUUUUCGAAGUUUAACCUCCAAAUAUAAAUGAAAAUCAUCAUGCCAAAUUCGACACAUACCAGUACCUACCUACCCUAAGGUGCUCAUGGCGCUUCAAGAAAUUAUAUGUAAAAUGGAAACGAAAUUGUAAUAUAAAUUCUUCUGAAUAUGAGUUAUGAUUACAGUUUAUGAGGUAAGAACAUAUUUUGUUUCACACCCUUUUUUCUUUUGGUUCCAACUCACUUAUUGCUAUUUUCACCAGUGAAUGAGUGAUAAUAUGAACAUUAGCUGUAUUUUACAAGGUAACGUUUAUUUUACAAUAAUUACAAUUCAUUUCAUACGUUGUUUAUUCUGUUCGAAAUCCUAUUUUGCUAGCCAUACCUGUUUCUUGGCGCUGGUGUAUGCACAUCAUAGAUUACGUUUUGAAGUUUUAAAUGAAUACUCAUGUGUCAUACUUCCACGAAGAUACUAUCAUAGAUCAUUCGCAUAUUUUAAGAUGAAAUAGCAUUUGAAUAUUUUCCUAUUUUGACUUGAUUAUUAAUGAUGGAAAAUAUAAGGUUUGGUGUUAUUUAUUUAUUAUUUUCAAUAAAUGCAAAGAUAUCCGAAAAAAUAA
Messenger RNA from Lytechinus pictus (painted urchin), 3378 nucleotides. RefSeq lists its product as uncharacterized. The transcript is spliced from 4 exons. Lineage: Eukaryota; Metazoa; Echinodermata; Echinoidea; Temnopleuroida; Toxopneustidae. Bases 525 to 1007 code for a protein of 160 amino acids. The record is from RefSeq and is a predicted model, not a curated record.